Messenger RNA from Ctenopharyngodon idella (grass carp), 5220 nucleotides. It is a transcript of the gene paqr9, whose product is annotated as progestin and adipoQ receptor family member 9. The transcript has a single exon. Lineage: Eukaryota; Metazoa; Chordata; Actinopteri; Cypriniformes; Xenocyprididae. Bases 1491 to 2615 code for a protein of 374 amino acids. The record is from RefSeq and is a predicted model, not a curated record. Gene Ontology annotation, molecular function: signaling receptor activity. Gene Ontology annotation, cellular component: membrane.
UUUUUUUAAAGAGUAUAGCUAAGCUAGCUAUGUUUUAAACAGCUUUAACGCAAAAAUGUGGAAAAGUUUAGACAGCCAGAUGCUUUGCCUAAAAUUUAAAACUAUAAUGCGACUUACUGUAAUACAGACCUAUAAAUAUAUUAACUAUACAAUAAAAUGCUGCCUGUAAGUCUGCUAGAAUCAGUCAUGUCACAAGCUAAACGCAUAGCCUCCGGGAGGUGUUUUUCUCAGCGCAUGGGGGAGAAAGAUAGAAAGAGAUAAGUGCGUGUGUGUGAUAAAGACUGAAACUGGCUGUGGACUGAGGAUUUUGUUGUACACUUCUAAAGAAAGUACAGCUCGUAUGACCACGAAACACAUCACGUUGGAGUGCUGUGCGGCUUUGCUUGAGCUGGCAGCACGGACGCUUUUAUCCUGAUUAAGUAACGGCCGGACAAGCGACAGACAGCACCUCAGCCGGCAUUUGAGCAAGAAGUGAAGGGCAAUCUAACGAUAAAGGGACAGAACGCCGGUUGACUGUUUAUUUAGAAGUGCUGUCGGGCAGGAAACAACAUAUCUCCUUCCUGGAAAAGAGCUCGUGCAGGAUCCCAUAGAACCGCAAUGCGAUUGUCGAGCAAAGAGCCGCUUAAACCAGCACAACUGCACUUAACAUGGGCGAAAAUAAGAGGAAUUAGCUGUCACACAGAUAGCUGAAUCGUGAAAAAUAUUCUCUGUUCCGCUUCUGAGGUAAGACACUGCCGUGAGAUAGCGCGAUAUGGCUGUUUUCGAGACAAUCUAAUAAUAUAACGUACAUCUUUACAUGAGACAGCACGUGAUAAUCUAACCGAUGAAUUAUGGACGCGGAGCAUGAAUAAUAUAACGAGGGGUGACGCUCGGUUUCAGAGACCGGCCGGUGCACGACCGUGUCCCACAUGACCUACUUUCAAAAGCUUUAAUGCAGGAUAGAUGCAGCCGCAGUGAGAAGCAAAGGAGACCUUCAGCACUGAAAAACAAGCUCACUGUUUGCUCACAUGUGUGACCGAAGUCGUGUGGACCUCAGGUGAUCGUUCACUUAGAAGACUUGAUCGACAGCCAUCCUCAGCUAUUGUUGUUUUCUUGGUUUUACAAAGACUCUACCACGCUGAUAACAUUCAAGACUUGAACUAACGGAAAAAGGGACCCUGGAGCCAUUGACCUUUGCACUUGCAACAGCACUUGGAUUAUUUCUGCUGUUGGGAUUUAUAUUGAGCCUUGGGAUUCCAGCUAAAAUCUGCACAUGAACCCGAUAAAUGCUUCUUAAGGAUUAUUACAAUGACAAACGACAAAUGUGUCUCUGUGAUGUCAUAGUUUGCUAGUCAAGCGUUAUGUAAGCAAUACUAGUUAUUUAAUGACUACCUACAAUAUUGCAGUGCUAACUAUGCAUGUUAGCAGUUUUAUGAAUCUAAGUCAAUAAUGAUUCUAAGCUCAGGAGAUCUUUUUAUUGUUAAUCAGUGAAUUUAUCCUUCGGUCCAAUCAUGUGGUCUUUGCCAUUAGUACGUCACACUGAUGUUCCACAGAGAGUGACUGAGAACUUCAUUUUGUCUGGUUAUCGCUUCCCUAACUACAGCCUACGGCAGUGUCUAGCCUCCGCUUUUCAUCCCACCAAUGAGACUGGAAACUUCUGGACACACUUCCUCCCAAUUUUUGUGUUCACCUUCCACUUUCUGGAGGUGUUCACGUGGGAAGGAGCGCCAGAACCUGGCAGUCCUUUUUUCUACCCCUUCUGGAACUACUUCCUGGGGGUGUUGUACCUGCUGCUAGCCAGCAGUCUGGCUCAUCUUCUCAACUCCAUGUCGCUCAUUAUUCGUGAAAUCUGUUUCUUCGUAGACUAUGGAACUAUCAGUGCGUAUACGGUGGGUUCCUCGCUGGCAUAUUACUAUUACAUCCAUCCUCAAGCAGGAAUCCCAGAGAUUGGAUUCGAAGGCCAGAACACCUCCCAAAGGAAGAGGCUGAAUGCUGAUGAAGAGGCUUGGAACUCUGCAACUUCUCCUACUCUGUUCCAGCUGUUCUUUGAAAGCCUCUACAUCCCGUCCACCUGUCUGAUUGCUAUAAUAUGCGUACUCACCUGCUGCAACACCAGACAACGCUGGCGGAAGUACCGCUAUGCCGUCCGCACCCUCGUCUUCCUCCUUCCGUUUUUCAUCUCCUCCACUCCUGUCUUCUACCGUCUCCUGAGUCCCUCCGCAAACUCCACGUCAUCCUCCUCUCCUCAUCUGUUUUGUACCAUGGCUGCCUUCUUCUACCGCCACUGCUUUUGGCUGGUGGUAUCUGCCCUCUUCAAUAUCAGCAAGAUCCCAGAACGUUUUUCUCCAGGGAACUUUGAUAUCUGGGGUCACAGCCAUCAGUGGUUCCAUUGCUGCACUUUCCUGUCGAUUUUGGAUGAGCUGCAGAUGAUUAAAGUGGAGAUGCGAGCCCUGCUUCUCAACCCAGCAUUGGUACUAUCACCUGUAAUAUCACCUAGGCUCUCUGGCCCAACAUUCUGGUCCACCUAUGGGGUCAUGGUGCUCCUGCAGGGGUGCAUAGCGAGCAUCAUAGCCUUGUUUGGCUGGCAGGCAUAUCAGAUCUUCGCACCAGAGCAAAAAAAGCUUAAGGGACAUUAGGAGGCACCUUGACAUGCUGGUCAGGUUUAAAGCUCUCUGUGUAAGCAUUUUGGACUUUUUCUUCUAACAAUGUUAUAACAAUGUUGAUUUCUGCUGUGUGAACUGCUGUCAUUUCUUCAUUUUAUAGGGUUAGUUCACCCAAAAAUGAAAAUUCUGUUAUUAAUUACUCACCCUCAAACCCUUAAGACGAAGAUCUUUUUAAUUAAAUCUGAGAGCUUUCUGUCCAUCUAUUGACAGCCUACGCAACUACCGCUUUCAAGCCCCGCAAAGGUAGUAAUGACAUUGUUAAAGUAACGUCUGCUCUUGCAUCAACACAACAUGCAUGCGUUGCGGUCUUCUUAAGUUUUUAAGAUCAAAUUGUAAGCCUCUAAAAUCAAAACACUGAUCAGUGAUCAGAGACAGAACAAUGAAAGGAGUAAAUGAUUUUACUGAUGAAUUUUCAUUUUUGGGUGAGCACCUUUAAGUUUGGUAUGGCCAAACAAAAAAUGUUCUCAAAAGGCAUUAUUUGACGAAAACUGUGACACUUUUAGCAGGUUUCAUACUUUCAAGGGAGGCUGUUUUUUUUUGUUGUUGUCGGCAGGUCAAAGUACUUGCUGCUCUGUAAUGAGCAAGCUGACUCUGCCACAUUUGCUCCUCGUAGACUGUAUUGUUAAAAUUAUUUUUUGGUUCCAGAAUGUUCUCAUACGUCUCACUCAUGAGGGAUUUAAAACGAGGCAUUAUUGAGCUUUUACUAGGACACCUUUCAUUGUAACAAUCUUCAUUAUUGAAAUUCUCUUUGUCUGUGUCAAUCUCGCUUUUUCUCUCAUCCACCCACUCACAUUUCCUCCCUCUUUUUAACAAACCCUUUAAACAGGAAAUGCAGACAAACACACGUCGCUUCAGCCAAAGCGUUUGAGGCAAAGGGAAAUGAGAGGGGUGGGGUUUCAUGCUGCUUUACACCAGUGCAGUGCUAAACUACACAACCUUUCACAAUUUUUAUUGAACAUUACCUUUUCACUCUAUUAUCAUUACUAUCAGUUAUAGACCUUAGUUGAGAUAUGUGACAGCAUAGGUAGUAACUAUAGAUUUCUGUUGAAAUACUCUGUACUGUCUGUAACUAUGCAUUGCUAUUGAUUGUAUACGCUUCUCAAUGACUUGACAUUUGGUUGAAGGCCUUGGUGGGAGGACUGUAAGGAGAAAAAUGAAGCCAUAUCAUUGUUGAAAAACAUAUCAGUACUGUUUUUACCGGAAAGGCCAGUUUUGAAGACACAGUUUAACUGUUGGCUGCACAAAAUUGUCUGUGGUAUAUUAUCGUUAUUAACCUAGUUCAGAUGCAGGGAUUGAAAGUGCUACUAGCUGGUUGUAUUCAAUACAGCCUCGAGUUAUCAUUGGUCUUUCUACUGGGUGGUUGAGUUUUCCUUCAACCAAUCGGACACUUUCAGUAAGUGGUGCUCUUAUGAGAGUGUAAGUGCUUAUUGACAAAACAUACAGGUUAUUUAGUCUGAGUAUGGUGUGGUUUAACAAUAUUUGUGAAUUUCUGUGUGAACAUGACUUUCUGUUGCUGUGAAUGACAAAUUGAGGUCAUUGAUGAAUCAGAUGUUGUGGCUGUCAAAAAAGAUGUCAUGUCUUUGUUGUUCUGUCCUCAUAUUUCAAAGUCAGGCAGGCCGAAUAGUUGCAAUAGGUGUGAGGACAUAUUCUAACAUUUCUUCAGUCUUUUAUGUAUUUCGUCAUUAACAUUCAUUAUUCAUGAAUAACUUUUAUAACCUUGUACUUCAUACUAUUUGUACUCUAUGAUGAGAUAAAUCAUUUGUUACAUUGCACUUUGUUGCACAAGCGUAGUAUUAAAAUCUAGACAGAAUAUAUGAUUUUGCACACAUGACCUAACUUUUCUGCGCUAAUCUGUGAUUCUGAAAGGGACCUAAUGUACAUUUUUAUCAUGUUUUAAUUGGAACGUUUCAGCAAUUUCGACAGAGCAUUGUCCGUAUCAUUUGUUCGCCAUCAUGCAGUUCUGACUUAUUGCUGUGUUUGUGUUAGCACCUCACAUCUGUAAUAAGGUAUAUAUAGUUAUACUCUACAGAUUGAAUGUUCGAGAAACUAGACCUCAUCAAAUAUAUUCACUCUGGAGAAAACACCAAAAUAUGAAUAUUUAAAAAUCGUGUUUAAAACAGGUUGAUUAGAAAUUGUAGUUCUAGAAUAGUUUGUCUAGAACAGUUGUAGUUCUCAGGGGAGAAGACAGAAUAUAGUCUUAAUGCACUGGAAACUAUGCUGUAUGCCCACUGCUGUAGACUUUAUAAUCAUGGUUUACUUCAGUAGAUCAUGCGGUGGCACUUUAUUUUACAGUAUACAUGCACUUUCACUGUACUUACGGUGUACUUACCCACGAAAAUACUGAGUAAUGUAAGGUAACAACAUGAGAUAAGGUUAGGUUAAGGGUUUGUGCAUGAAACAGGACUGUAAAAUAAAGUGCUAUCAUGCUAAUAUAUCUUAUUUAUUAAGAUAUAGGCUUGAACAUGAAACUUGAGGAUACUUACCAGUGUAUAUUAAUAUAUGAGUUAUUGUUCUGUUUCUACUUCAAAGUGUAUCACGAGAUAAAAACUAGAGAUCAAUAAAUUUCAAUGGUAAAUAA